GCGCCGGUUUCCGGCCAGCUCAGCAGCCGCCUUCCGCCGGCAGCCGGGCCCCGCGCCGCAGCGAGGACCCGCAGGAGGAGCGGCGGCGGGCCGAGGAGCGCGGCGAGCCGCAGCCGCCCCCCGCCACCAUGCUGGGCUUCUGCCGGGCCAUCCCCACGGAGAUGGACUACAAGGGCCAAAAAUUAGCGGAACAGAUUUUUCAAGGAAUCAUUCUUGUCUCUGCAGUAAUUGGUUUCAUCUAUGGCUACAUCACUGAACAGUUUGGAUGGACCGUCUACAUAUUUAUGGCUGGAGUUGCUUUAUCGUGUCUGCUAACGCUCCCGCCGUGGCCUAUGUACCGCCGCAAUCCUCUGAAGUGGUUACCUGUCCAAGAGUCGGGAACAGACGAUAAGAAGCCAGCAGACAGAAAGCCAAAGAGACGCUAAAAGCUAAAGAAUACGGUUCUUCAUGAUGUUACAUUGCAGCAGUUAGCUUUCUUAAAUUUUAAUACAUUUUCCCUAGGA
Cygnus olor (mute swan) is the source of this 503-nucleotide messenger RNA. RefSeq names its product signal peptidase complex subunit 1 (gene SPCS1). The transcript has 4 exons. The coding region runs from base 129 to 425 and encodes 98 amino acids. The record is from RefSeq and is a predicted model, not a curated record. Lineage: Eukaryota; Metazoa; Chordata; Aves; Anseriformes; Anatidae. Gene Ontology annotation, cellular component: endoplasmic reticulum membrane; signal peptidase complex. Gene Ontology annotation, biological process: protein targeting to ER.